AUGGCCGCCAUGCUUCAAACACCGCAUAAAGAUGACCUCCCCGAAACGUGGUCGUUCCUCGAGGCGGGAAUCGAUAAUGUGAUGAUGAAGCUUGAGGAAGGAGUUGACAUGAAGCAUUACAUGGCUCUUUACACCGCCGUCCACAACUUUUGUACCUCACAGAAAGCCGUCACCAGCAGUCAAGGUCUACAGGCUCACCGAGGAGCACACCUCCUGGGAGAAGAGCUUUACAAGCUAUUAGGCGAGUAUCUAUCACGCCAUCUGGCUGUUGUCUACAAGGAAUCCCAGAGUCACGCCGAAGAAGCUCUCCUCGCAUUCUACAUUCGCGAAUGGUCCCGAUACACUACCGCUGCCAAAUACAUCAACCAUUUGUUCAGUUACCUGAAUCGACACUGGGUGAAGCGCGAGAUCGACGAGGGCAAGAAGAAUGUUUACGACGUUUACACUUUGCAUCUCGUCAAGUGGAAGGAGGAUUUCUUUGAGCACGUUCACGAGAAGGUGAUGGAUGCCGUGCUAAACCUUAUAGAGAAACAGCGCAACGGCGAAACCAUCGAACAAUCACAGAUCAAGAGCAUCGUUGAUUCAUUUGUCUCUCUGGGCCUGGACGAGAACGAUAGCAAGAAGCCCACCCUUGAAGUCUACCGAACCUAUUUCCAAACGCCAUUCAUCGCAGCCACUAAGCAAUAUUACGAAAACGAAUCCCGGCAGUUUGUGGCGGAGAACAGCGUUGUCGAGUACAUGAAGAAGGCGGAGGCUCGACUUGCAGAGGAGAAGGAUAGGGUCGGUCUCUAUUUGCAUCCCGAUGUCACCAAGGCACUUACUGAGACCUGCCUCGACGUCCUUGUCACUGCCCAUUCCAACUUGCUUCGCGAUGAGUUCCAGAUUCUCCUGGAUAAUGAGCGUCAGGAAGACCUUGCCCGGAUGUACCGACUUCUAUCUCGCAUCAAGGAGGGAUUGGACCCUCUACGCGCUACAUUUGAAAACCACGUGAGACGAGCUGGCCUGACUGCGGUUGAGAAGGUCGCAUCCGAAGGCGAUAACUUCGAGCCCAAGCUCUACGUGGACGCCCUUCUGCAAGUUCAUACCAGGUAUCAAAAUCUAGUUGACGAAGCUUUCAACGGCGAAUCUGAGUUUGUGCGUUCUCUCGACAACGCUUGUCGCGAGUUUGUCAACCGAAACCGCAUCUGCAAGACCACAACGACUCGCUCUCCAGAGCUCCUGGCAAAAUACACCGAUGGUCUACUGAAGAAGGGUUCCAAGGCUGCGGAGGAGUCCGAACUGGAGGAGAUGCUCACGCAGAUCAUGACUGUCUUCAAAUACAUCGAAGACAAGGAUGUUUUCCAAAAGUUUUAUUCCAAGAUGUUGGCGAAACGUCUCGUGCAUGUCAGCUCUGUGUCCGACGAUGCAGAAACCAGCAUGAUCAGUAAACUGAAGGAAGCCUGUGGUUUUGAAUACACCAACAAACUGCAGCGCAUGUUCCAGGACAUCCAACUCUCCAAAGACCUCAACUCAAAUUACAAGGACCACCAAGAAAAGACAUACGAUGAUGACGACCGCAAAAAGAUGGUUGACUCGCACUUCCAGAUCCUUGGAACUGGCUUCUGGCCCCUCAACCCUCCCACAACCCCCUUCAAUGCCCCCACCGAGAUCAACAAGACCUGCGAGCGGUUCCAGCAAUUCUACUUCGGCAAGCACAAUGGUCGCAAGUUGACCUGGCUGUGGCAACUCUGCAAGGGCGAAUGUCUACUUACCAAAUGGGCAUCUUGCUGCUGUUCAACGAGACCGACACCAUGGGCUACUCCCGAUAUCCAAAAGGCGACAGCACUAGGCCCAGAAGUCCUUGAUCCUAACCUCAGUAUCCUUUUGAAGGCGAAGGUGCUCCUGGCAAGCCCAGAGGGUGCCAAGCCUGACCCCUCAACCACUUUCACCCUCAACUACAACUUCAAAAAUAAGAAAAUCAAGGUCAACCUCAACAUCCAGAUUAAGUCGGAGCAAAAACAAGAAUCGGAUGAUACCCACAAAACCAUAGAAGAGGACCGGAAACUUCUGCUCCAGUCGGCCAUUGUCCGUGUCAUGAAAUCUCGAAAGAAGAUGAAACACGUACAACUGGUGCAAGAAGUCAUCCAGAUCGUCAAAUCUCGCUUCCCGCCUAAGAUUUCCGAUAUCAAGAAAAACAUCGAAGCUCUCAUGGAGAAGGAUUACAUCGAACGUCUAGACGGGGACGAAAUAGCUUACAUUGCUUAA
Messenger RNA from Penicillium manginii, 2244 nucleotides. RefSeq names its product cullin culA (gene culA). The record is from RefSeq and is a predicted model, not a curated record. Gene Ontology annotation, cellular component: SCF ubiquitin ligase complex. Gene Ontology annotation, molecular function: ubiquitin protein ligase binding. The transcript is spliced from 7 exons. The coding region runs from base 1 to 2244 and encodes 747 amino acids. Gene Ontology annotation, biological process: SCF-dependent proteasomal ubiquitin-dependent protein catabolic process; protein ubiquitination. Lineage: Eukaryota; Fungi; Ascomycota; Eurotiomycetes; Eurotiales; Aspergillaceae.